GGCGCAAUGCGGCUGUCGGGAUGUAAGGAGGAAUGGCGACGGUCGAGACGGUUUUGGAGGCCAGAGUUGAGCUGAUUUUGACCAAACAGAAGCGGAACACAGGUUUUAACUUUCACAAAUAGAGACUCCCAAAAUGGAGACUGAAGUGACAGUGUCCUCCUCAUCCUCCAUGGUCUCAUCUCAGACUCAGACUUUGACCACCUCUGCUAACCUGGCAACCAAACAUAAAGACAGUAGGAAGACAGCAUCAAAAACUCCCGCCUUUCUCUCUAACCUGGGCAGGGCCACCCUACGGGGCAUCCGCAAGUGCCCACAGUGUGGGGUCUACAAUGGCACCCGUGGGCUCAGCUGCAAGAACAAGGCCUGUGGGAUAUCCCUCAGAAACGCCUCUGCAACGAGCAGAAACAGCAAGAAGUGUGCCGUGGAGGUGGUGAAAGUGAUAAUAGACAGCGAGGAGAGAGGGAGCAAAGAGCGUGCUGAGGGUGGAGGCCUUGUGGGCGGCUCAGGUGGAGGUGUGCAGGUGUUUUCGGUUUGUCACAGAGGAAGAGGAGCCACAGCGACACAGCUUGGCUUUGUUGAACUUGUCCCCACUGAUACUGCCAUAGCUACAGGCGACGGAGCAACCCUCCUGACCCGCAUAAACCUAGGCCGCUGUUUUCUGCCUUCUUGUAGGCAGGGUCAGAGGUCAAAUCAGAGCGAGUCAGAGUCAGCAGUCACCAGUUCAAAACAAUCCUCAGACAGCCUCUGCAUUCACAUAAAGCAAGCUAUAGAGUGUCAGAGCCGUGCCACGCCGCUCACAUUGAAAAGCUCUGUCUUAGAGGGUUUGCAAGCCUCCAUCCAAGCCCGGGAGGAGCUGUGGAGGCUGGCCACGGAGUCUCCAGGACCUCUGGUGCAGCGUGUUGCAAAAGACACCAUGGUGGUGAAGUGCCACACAGAUUCCCAGCAUCCUCUAGGGCUGCUGCAUCUCACUGUGGGUGCAGGCGGGCUGUCGGAGGUUUGUAAGAGCGAGAAAAAGGGCAGAGAGCAGCAGCAGCAACAUGGAGUCUUUCACUGUGCCUGUCAGGUGAGCAGCAGCAGCAGAAGAAGCAAACCAGGUGUAGAUGGAGCCAACUCUCAUCCUGGGACAUCACAGCCCUGCCUUCACUUCUACGCCUGUGUGUGUGCCUUUCUAAGUGACGAGAAACUGACGUCAGAGUUUGCUGCUUUCAUCAACUACACCCCCAGUGUUGUGCAGCCAAGUGUUACUAACAGAGUACUCUGUGCCAACGAGAAGCCUCUGCAACAGGCCGAGCUGGUCCACUCUCAUAAAACAAAGAAACUCCGCCUGGAUGAACCUCUCUCGGCGGCCUCUUCCUCUGGGGUCGGAAAAGAGGGAGUGUCAGCCUGCGGUCUAAAGAAAGCUGGUCAGAGGAAAGCCCCUGGUACUGUUGGGCUGAAGGCUCCAGGGAGCACCCAGGUUGUGGAUGAGCGUACGGUGAUGAUGGGAUUCCACCAGUGGCUGUCCAGCGUCACAGAGAGGAUCCACCAAACAAUGCACUACCAGUUUGAUGGGAAACCACAGCCUCUGGUGUUCCACAUCACUCAGGAAUUCUUCAACGCUCUGCAGCAUCGUCUGUCGAUGGGCUCCAAGAAGAAGAGACUACCAAACUUCACAACAGCAUUUGUCAGAAAUGAUGGACUUCCUCUCGGCUCUCUCUCCAAGUACACCUGGCACAUCACCAAUCUCAUGCAAGUCAAACGAAUCUUUGACACUCCAGAGCUUCCUCUGGAGCUCUCUCAGAGCUUCGUAAAGAACGCAGACGGCUCUUACUCUCGUUUCCGCUGCCCUGAUCCUCUACCUGAACCCGAUCUACAAGAGGGAUUCAGGACAGAUCGACCACACGCGAUACGACCUAUGGAACUCCGCACUUUCCUCAAAGUCGGUCCAGGCUCAGCAGAUCAGAAGGAUGCCGGCCCGUUUGUGAUCGAGUGGAUCCCCGACGUCCUCCCUCGCUGUCAGAUGGGCGAGCUCAGGAUCAGCUUCGAGUUUGGACACCAGAUGAGUGGUCAGACGGAUCACUGCGAGAGAAUGGGUGCGGCAGAGAAAGGAGGUCGUAAUAAGUCGGACUCAAACCAAUCCAGACGCUCAGAGGCUAUCCUUCAGGUGGUUGUCUAACAGUCUGAUUAUCGAUUAUAUGCCUCUGUGGGACAGUUUGUCAUGAAUCAUUGACAUAUGCUGUACUUGACUCAUACAUAUGUCUGCGUUUUAUUAUGCAAGGUACUAAUAAUCAAUAACCACCUGAAUAACACAGUGUACUAUUGAUUAACAUCUUUUUAGACAAUCUAGACUGCAGAGAAGCACUCAUUGUAUGCAUUUUUCUCAAUGCUAAAUGUUUCCUGUAACAAAGAGUAAAGAUUUUUUAUUUUUGGGAGAAAUGUCUACAUCUCUUUUAAAACACAAUUCAAACAAUUCUAUUAAAACA
Molecule: messenger RNA, 2462 nt
Organism: Cheilinus undulatus (humphead wrasse)
Lineage: Eukaryota; Metazoa; Chordata; Actinopteri; Labriformes; Labridae
Gene: c17h2orf42
Product: chromosome 17 C2orf42 homolog
Exons: 9
Coding region: 134-2155 (673 amino acids)
Cellular component (GO): nucleus
Source: RefSeq, a predicted model, not a curated record